Molecule: messenger RNA, 744 nt
Organism: Ascoidea rubescens DSM 1968
Lineage: Eukaryota; Fungi; Ascomycota; Saccharomycetes; Ascoideales; Ascoideaceae
Exons: 1
Biological process (GO): rRNA processing
Molecular function (GO): double-stranded RNA binding; ribonuclease III activity
Source: RefSeq, a predicted model, not a curated record
CCCAUUAUUCCUUAUAUUUAUGAUGAUGAAUUGUUUGAUUGUGUAUUCUAUCAUAAAUCCUUAGUUGAAGAAAAUAAAAUUAUCAAUAAAACCAAUCUUGGUGUUAUAAAUUCAAAAAUUAAAAAAAACCAAGUCUUAGCUGUAAUUGGUGAAAGUUUUUUAUCUAGUGCUGUAACCCUAAUUAUUAAUGAAAAUUUUCCUGAUUAUAACCAUCAAGAUAUAAUCAAAUUAAAAGAACAACUAGUAAAGGAUGAGUUUUUAGACCAUUGUUCUACUUUAUAUGAAUUGGAUAAAGAAUUUCAAACUAAAUAUCAUGAAAAUGUUGUCAAUAAUUCUUGUACAGUUAAUAGAUGGAAACGGAAAAUUUACGUAUCAAUUUUCCUUUCAUAUAUUGGCGCUUUAGUUCAGCAAAAUGAUUUGUUUGAUACCAUUAAAGAUUGGAUCAAUGUUUUAAUUCAACCAAAUUUAGAAAGUGUUAAAGCAAAUCUUUUAAAACCUUUGGAUAAGACUGCUAAAUCAGAAUUAUAUAAAUUAAUUGGUUCAAGUAACUUAGUUCCAAAAUAUGACAUUAUAGAAACUGGUGAUUCGCUUGGUUUAAGGCCUUAUGUUGUUAACUGUGCUUUCAACAAUGAAGUGCUAGGCAAGGGCAUUGGUCCUAACUUUAAAGAAGCAAGUCUCAGAGCUGCAAUGGCGGCAUUAGAAAACAAAGAAAAAAUAGAUCAUUAUAUUUAUUUAUCAAAAUCA